AUGGCUUCCGCGGCUUUCGAGAACGACGAUUCCGGCGGCCAUCCAGCACGGCAGCAGCAGCCCACAACCCUCUCCAACAGCUCGGUUACCUCGGUAAACAACGGCUCCGACAGCGACGAUGAGAAAGAUCUCUUCGAACUGAGACUACAGCUGGUUGUUGCAGACCGCAAGAACAGCGAUCUAGAGCGCAAGCUUCAGCGCUCACAACAUGCAGUCGCCAUGGUCAGAGCUUCAAACAGGAAUCUACAGCAGACGAAUGCGCUCAACGUCGCCGCGGCCUCCGAAGCAGAGGCACUUCGCGCGAAAGUUGAGGCACUCGAGAAUUCUGCCGCAGAGAAAGAUUCGGAGUUGAAAGCCACGCGACAUGAUGUGACCGUUGCGGUACAGGAUGCGGAGAACACUCACGCCCGGCUGCGUUCGUCCCAGGACCACAACAGUCGACUCGAGCGCAAAGUGCGGUCUCUUGAGAGCGAAUUGUCCGAAGCCAACAUUCGCUCAAACAAGGCCGCCAUGAGCCAAGCGGAGGUCGACGAUCUGCGAACCCAGCUCGCCCAGCACUCAAGUCAGAAUCGACAAUAUGCUCAGAGGGUGCAAAUGAGCACAACCGAUGCAGAGCGCCUGAAGGCACAGAUCGACGGUCAGAAGAGAGAGCUAGACGACGUUCAAGCCAAGCUUGCCGCGGCCGAGUCAUCGCGAGAUUGGCACCGUGAUGAGCACACUCAGAUCUUGGCAGUCCGUAACACAAUCAAUGCCGGACGUGCGCCCGAGAUCGACCGCUUGAAGACCGAGGUCACCAAGCUGAGUAAAGAGGUGAAAGGCAAAAAGGACCAAGUACCUAGGUUGAAGCGCGACAUAGCCUACUAUAUCGCUCACCUCGACCUGGCAUAUAGAGAUGCCCGAGUCUACACCUGCGGUCACAAUAAUCUUAACAACAUCGUCCAAGACACGAACGAGACCCGUCAGUGGGACGAAGCUUCAGUAGCCGAAGAGUUCUUCCGAGAUUGGGAGGAGGAUGCCGAGUUCGUGGUGGAGUACAACAGCGCUAGACAACACAUUCUCAAUCAUCAUCGUGCGCAUGAGAGCAUGAAGCGCGGUCGGGGAGAUGGGUCUGGGUGGAUUCGGGACGAAUUCCUCCACGUUGAUUCCAAACGUAGGGUCAACGUCACCUACAACUGA
Alternaria arbusti is the source of this 1176-nucleotide messenger RNA. RefSeq lists its product as uncharacterized. The record is from RefSeq and is a predicted model, not a curated record. The transcript has 2 exons. Bases 1 to 1176 code for a protein of 391 amino acids. NCBI's taxonomy places the organism in Eukaryota, Fungi, Ascomycota, Dothideomycetes, Pleosporales, Pleosporaceae.